UGCGUUCAAAUGGAGACGGCGGCGCCCGCCCGGGCGAAGGGCGAGACGGUGGCCGACGAGGUCGGGGAUGGAGCACCUGGAGCGCUGCGCGUGGUUCCUCCGGGGGACGCUGGUGCGGGCGGCCGUGCGGCGCUACCUGCCGUGGGCGCUGGUGGCCUCCAUGCUGGGGGGCUCCCUCCUCAAGGAGCUGUCUCCGCUGCCCGAUAGCUACCUGAGCAACAAGCGCAACGUCCUCAACGUGUAUUUUGUCAAACUGGCCUGGGCCUGGACAUUCUGUCUCCUCCUGCCCUUCAUUGCCCUCACCAACUACCACCUGACAGGCAAGGCCGGCCUGGUCCUGCGGCGGCUGAGCACCCUGCUCGUGGGCACGGCCAUCUGGUAUGUCUGCACGUCCCUCUUCACCAACAUCGAGCACUACACGGGCAGCUGCUACCAUUCACCGGCCCUGGAGGGGAUCAGAAAGGAGUACCAGAGCAAGCAGCACUGCCACAGGGAAGGCGGCUUUUGGCACGGCUUUGACAUCUCCGGCCACGCCUUCCUGCUGACCUUCUGUGCCCUCAUGAUCGUGGAGGAGAUGUCUGUGCUGCAUGAGGUAAAGACGGACCGGAGCCACCACCUCCACGCUGCCAUCACCUCCCUGGUGGUCGCCCUGGGCGUCCUGACUUGCAUUUGGGUGUUGAUGUUUCUGUGCACGGCCAUUUAUUUCCACAACUUGUCCCAGAAAGCGUUUGGCACCUUUUUUGGUUUGCUGAGCUGGUAUGGCACGUACGGGUUUUGGUACCUGAAAUCCUUUUCCCCAGGACUUCCUCCCCAGAGCUCCGGUUUGAAUUUGAAGCAAGACAGUUACAAGAAAUAAAAGAGCAACAGAAGGGGGGACAGCAGGACAGUGGCGAUAUA
Molecule: messenger RNA, 897 nt
Organism: Microcebus murinus (gray mouse lemur)
Lineage: Eukaryota; Metazoa; Chordata; Mammalia; Primates; Cheirogaleidae
Gene: FITM2
Product: fat storage inducing transmembrane protein 2
Biological process (GO): lipid droplet organization; lipid storage; phospholipid biosynthetic process
Cellular component (GO): endoplasmic reticulum membrane
Molecular function (GO): coenzyme A diphosphatase activity
Source: RefSeq, a predicted model, not a curated record